CGAAACUGUCAUAAAAAACCCUAAAUUUAUCAAGAAAAGACGUGACUGCAAUGCAAACUCAUUCAGAAGACUGACAUUACUGAGCAAAGUAAACAUUUAAUCGAAGAGAUAAUUUACUUUGGGAAUAAGAUGCUAAUAAACAGAUUUUCAACAAUAUUUUAUUUCUUUCUAUUACAUAUGUUGUUGCAAUGUUGUGCAUAUACUGUGAAGGUCAUGACACAACCUGGAUGCAGACAAAAUGGAAAUACUCUAUCGUGUAACAUUUUACCUAAGGACAUACCAUACAACAUUACCAAUGUACAUUUACAAGACGUCAGAAACUUGUGUAACAUUGUUAAAGGAGAUUUUCAUGGGAAUAACUGGAAUCACAUUAAAUCUUUGCAUAUUUCUGUGACACCAGGUAGUGAAACUUGUCCACAAGCAAUUGGACACUAUGCUUUGGACAAUUUGAUUGGUCUAGAGGAAUUCAAAAUUCUAUCAAGGGUUUUCAUUGGGUUGGAAAACAACUCCUUUGCUGGACUUACAAAUCUUAAAACAUUGUCUUUUACAGGCUGUAUAGAUCUUCAUGUGGACACAAUAACAAAAGCAUUAGAUGGACAACUACCAAACCUUGAAAUAUUAACUAUGACAUACAUAGAUAUUGAUGGUUUCAACAUGGGUAAAGAUUUUUGCAACAUGCUGUCUGUAAAGCCAAUAAAACAAGUAAAUUUACAUCAUUUAGCUAUAGAUCAUGUGAACCUGGGAUGUAUAAAUGGGCUACUUGAUACAUUGGAAAUCUUGAACGUAUCUGGCUCUACAAUCAUUGAUGCAAAUACCACAGGAACAGAAACCAAGACCUUCAAAAAUUUAAAACUGUUAGAUGCAAGUUAUGCUGUGCUUCCAAAGUACAUGCUUGGAUUUUUAAAAUAUCUUCCAAAAAUAAUUGGUCAUUUCUACAUACUGAAUUUUGAACAAGAAACAAUACUGUCCCAUAUAGAGACAAUAGAUCUAACAGGAACAAAUCAACAGAUUCCUGUUAAUCUUGACAAUCUAACAAUAUUUUUGUCCAUCAAUGAAACAUGGACCACAGAACAUAUUAUACUGAGACAUAACCAACUUGGACACCUAGAUGUAAUGGUUCCUUGUGACAUAUCACCUUUCAAAGUUUUAGAUCUUUCAUUCAACAGGAUAGACUUUCUCCAACCUAACUUAUGCAAAUGUUGUUUCAAUCUGAAACAGCUAAAUCUUGAAAAUAACCUGCUUUUCAAAAUGGCUAGGCACAAUUUUUCUGUCUUUGAAAACCUGACAAUGUUUUAUACAAAUCUGGAAAAUAUAAAUCUAGCCAAAAAUAAGCUUACAAGAAUUCCAAGUGGAAUGUUCCAAGCUAACAGGAAGCUUAAAAUUAUAAAUUUGUCUGAAAAUUUUCUGAAGCAAAUUACAUUUAAAGUUGAUCAUUUGAAUGAGUUGAUGGAUCUUGAUUUAAGAAAAAAUCAAAUCUCAGUUCUGGAUGAAACAUCUUUAAAGCAUCUAAAUGCAUUUCAGGAGAAGAGACAAUAUGCCAGAAAUAACACAAAUAUUAUCAAUCUGGAUUUCAAUCCAUUAUCAUGUUCAACAUGCACAUCCUUGGACUCAGUAACUUGGAUUGCAAGAUCAAAAAUGAUUAACAGAAAUAAUUUAGUAUGUACAAAUGAAAAUGGCAGACAUGUUCAAAUAGAUCAGGAUACAGUUACAUCAGUGAUAUCAUUAUGUAAUCAGGCAUCUAACCUGAGGAAUAAAAUUGUGAUUUCUGUCCUGACACCAGUAUCAGUAGUGAUAAUGUUAGUAAUACUUUUCUGCUCCGUCAGAAGAUGCAGAAAUAAACGUCAAUACAAGCAAAGAAUGGAAGAGAAAUUACAUCUCAUUCAAGAAAACAAGUUGGACACAGAAUAUGUUGUGUUUCUAUCUUUCAGUAGUUACGACCAUGACUUUCUGACGGAGAAUGUCUACAGACCUCUUCUGAUGCAUUUGCAGGACAGAACAAAAUGCGAGAGAGAUUUAAUAUGUUUAGGUGAUAAACAUUUCCAACUUGGUAGACCAAUCAAUGAUGAAAUGGUUGUCAGUCUCACUAAGUCAGCGGUCAUUCUUAUCUUACUAUCCCACAACUUUUGUUCCAGUGAUUACUGCCGCAUGGAAUUCGAUCUUGCAUUGCAGUUAAAUAAACCAAUCAUUUUGAUAGUGAAAGACGAUGUUGAUCCAAAUGACAUGGUUCCUAGCUUGCGAGAAAUCUUUCAUACAAGAACAAGAAUACUGUGGGAACAACAUGAUGGUGAUGAAUAUAGGCUCAAAACAACAUGGGAUAAUGUUUGUACAUCCAUUCUAGAACUCAUUCUGUACGACUAAGCUAUCAACCUACAUGAAUAAUCAAAUAUGAUGCUCAGAAAUGUCUCACCUAUA
Ruditapes philippinarum (Manila clam) is the source of this 2412-nucleotide messenger RNA. Its product is annotated as toll-like receptor 2. NCBI's taxonomy places the organism in Eukaryota, Metazoa, Mollusca, Bivalvia, Venerida, Veneridae. The transcript has a single exon. Gene Ontology annotation, molecular function: transmembrane signaling receptor activity; protein binding. Gene Ontology annotation, cellular component: membrane. The record is from RefSeq and is a predicted model, not a curated record. Gene Ontology annotation, biological process: immune response; toll-like receptor signaling pathway. Bases 130 to 2358 code for a protein of 742 amino acids.